Molecule: messenger RNA, 936 nt
Organism: Vicia villosa (hairy vetch)
Lineage: Eukaryota; Viridiplantae; Streptophyta; Magnoliopsida; Fabales; Fabaceae
Product: superoxide dismutase [Cu-Zn]-like
Exons: 8
Coding region: 128-586 (152 amino acids)
Biological process (GO): removal of superoxide radicals
Molecular function (GO): superoxide dismutase activity; copper ion binding
Source: RefSeq, a predicted model, not a curated record
ACCGGACGGUGUAUAAAACCCAAACCAAACACGUCGCUUCAUUCAUCACCUACUUCUAGACUAUUCCAUUUCAUUUCUCUUCUCUAUCUGUACUCGCUGCUGGGGUGUCCUGAGAUCACAUUGAACAAUGGUGAAGGCUGUGGCAGUUCUUAGUAACAGUAACGAGGUCUCUGGUACUAUUAACUUCAUUCAGGAGGGAAAUGGUCCAACCACUGUAACUGGAACUCUUGCUGGUCUUAAGCCUGGACUCCACGGCUUCCAUAUCCAUGCCUUGGGAGACACCACAAACGGUUGCAUUUCAACUGGACCACAUUUCAAUCCUAAUGGGAAGGAACAUGGUGCCCCUGAGGACGAGACUAGACAUGCUGGUGAUUUAGGAAAUAUCCAUGUUGGUGAUGAUGGAACUGUUAGCUUCUCCAUUACUGACAACCAGAUCCCUCUCACUGGAACAAACUCCAUCAUAGGAAGGGCUGUUGUCGUCCAUGCUGAUCCUGAUGAUCUUGGGAAAGGUGGUCAUGAGCUUAGCAAAUCUACUGGAAAUGCUGGUGGCAGAGUAGCUUGUGGUAUUAUUGGGUUGCAAGGAUAGAUAGCGACUCUCUACUUCCGGGAUCCAUGAAGUUGGAAAUGUGUGUGUUGUUGAAGCUUUAGAAGAAGAAUAAAUUGCACUCAUCUCUCUCUUGCUUGUUUAGGUCUGAUCUGUACUGUUGGAUAAUGUGUUUUUUUUUUUGGUAUUGAAAUAUCAAUGGCUAUGACUGCAUUGGUGCUUAAUUUAAUACUCUACAUGAAGUCUGUGCUUGUGGGUAUUGUCAUGCUUGUUUUGGGUUGGAGGUAUGAUCUUAAGGAGAUGAGUUUUUAAUAAAGACUUAAUAUUAGACCAUCUUCGGUAAACGAGGAUAAUAAUACAAUAUGGUGAUCUGAUAUUGUCUUAGACCUUAA